Raphanus sativus (radish) is the source of this 318-nucleotide messenger RNA. RefSeq lists its product as uncharacterized. NCBI's taxonomy places the organism in Eukaryota, Viridiplantae, Streptophyta, Magnoliopsida, Brassicales, Brassicaceae. The record is from RefSeq and is a predicted model, not a curated record. The transcript has a single exon. Bases 1 to 318 code for a protein of 105 amino acids.
AUGGAUAUUGACCCAAUGGAUACACUAAAAUUGGCGGAAACGGAGGCAUUAUUAUGGGCGGAGGCACAAGUCAUUCCCGCUCAGGGUACAGAUCGCCAUAUUCCAGGAUCUCAGGCGACAACCCCAACAAUACCAGGUAGAUGGUGUUUCACAGAUGGGUCAUGGAAAGGGCAGGAUAAUUUUUCGGGACAAGGAUGGUAUAGCACCUUGGAAGGUUAUGACGGACUUAUGGGUGCAAGGAAUACAAGAGCCACUAGGUCGCCAUUACAUUCAGAAAUGGAGGCGUUAAUUUGGGCGAUGGAAUGUAUGAGGAAUUAA